Molecule: messenger RNA, 3125 nt
Organism: Poecilia latipinna (sailfin molly)
Lineage: Eukaryota; Metazoa; Chordata; Actinopteri; Cyprinodontiformes; Poeciliidae
Gene: lnx1
Product: ligand of numb-protein X 1
Exons: 11
Coding region: 377-2662 (761 amino acids)
Biological process (GO): ubiquitin-dependent protein catabolic process
Cellular component (GO): cytoplasm
Molecular function (GO): ubiquitin-protein transferase activity; protein binding
Source: RefSeq, a predicted model, not a curated record
GAGCAGGUUUUGAAGGAGCUCUGCUCCACACGCCGCGGGAGUUUGGCGUUGGAAGAUUUUCCCGAAAGUCAGGGAAUGAGAUAAAAACUUCUUUUGCCCGAAGGCCGUUCAGCCAGUCACCAAAGGCUCUAAGAUCGGGACAAAGUCCUGUUUUGUGAGUCAUUUACCUCUCGCUGUUCUCCACCUCCCUUCACUGAAAGGGUUUAAUGUUACACCCGCUGCCAGACUCUUACCUGUGCAGGUGAGCGACGGUGCCGAAAGCGAACUUCCAAAAUGAGGUUAUAUCUCUUCUGCUGACACUCUGUUCGACUCGUCCAGCUUAACAUCCCAAGUUCCAGCUUUUCAGAUGAGACUCUAGCCUGACGUCGCCGCAGCGAUGGCGGAGGCCUCCCCUUUGGACAUGUCCCCAACAGACUCGGGUGUGUUUUCCCCGACCCUUGAGCUGUGUGCCUCCUGCGGCCACAGCCACAAGCUGGAGGAGAACCACGAGUACAUCUACCAGGACGACGUGGAUGACGACCUCAUCUGCCACAUCUGCCUGUCGCCACUCAUCAUGCCGCUGGACACGCCCUGCGGCCACACCUACUGCAAGGAGUGCCUCACCAACUUCCUACUGGAGAGUGACUUCUGUCCCGUGUGCCGCACGCCCCUCAUGCUGCAGAGCUGCAGGAAGCCGAGCCUGCUGGUGCAUAAGCUGCUGGAUAAGCUGACCGUGGCAUGCCCUUUUGCUGAGUUUUGCACAGAGACCCUGCCUCGCGGCGAGAUGGAAGAUCACAUCAAGGGCAGGUGUAAAGGCGCCUCCCACUAUGGACUCUCCGCAGACAGGAAGCGCCGCUCGCAGGAGGGCGAGUGCACAGACAGCACGUCGGAGCUCACCGUCGCCACGCUGCCCAGCGACGGCCCCGCCUCCGCCGCCGUGGCGCUGCUCUCAGACGAACCCGGCCUGGUCAACCCGGCGUUCGACCCCAGCAUGGAGGACAACAGCCAGUCAGGCAGCAUGACCAGCCUGGCCGCUCGCAGCAGCUCCAAGAAGAUCAGAAACUUUGACCGCUCCUCAGUGAGGAGCCGCUCCUUCAGGAGACUGAACCGGGCGUUCAGCGUUCUGCGGAGGACCAAGAGCGGCACUGCGGUCAGCAACGAGACCUCCGAGGAGCGGGACAAUGCCAGGAAUUCCAGCGUGCCGCCGGAAGUGCUGGCUCUUCCCCAGCUCCAUCACCUGAUCCCUGACGGUGAGCUUACCAGCAUUAAAAUCACGCGACAGGAUCCCUCGGACCCACUGGCCAUCAGCAUCGUUGGCGGCAAUGAGACCCCUCUGGUUCGCAUCCUCAUCCAGGACAUCUACAGGGAAGGGGUCAUUGCUCGGGACGGCCGCCUGCUGCCCGGGGACAUGAUCCUGAAGGUCAACGGCAUUGACAUAAGCAACGUGCCUCACUACUUUGCCGUGACAACCCUGAGGCAGCCGUGCCAACUCCUGCGCCUGACCGUGCUCAGAGAGCAGCGGCACCGCUACCGUUCGCACUCGCACGGCCACGCUCACGGAGCCGGCGUCCACCAGGCUCUGGGCCCGCCCCACCAUCCGAUGAGAGACGACAGCGUUCACGUGGUGCUGAACAAGAACGCUCCGGACGAACAGCUGGGCAUCAAGCUGGUGCGGCGAGCGGAGGAGCACGGGGUCUACAUCUUCCACCUGCUUGAGGGAGGCCUGGCUGCGCGUGACGGACAGCUGUGCAUAGGCGACCGCGUGCUGGCCAUCAACGGGCACGAUCUGCGCUACGGGGCACCGGAGCAUGCCGCCUUGCUCAUCCAGGCGAGCGAGCACAGUGUGCACUUCGUGGUGUCUCGUCAGAUCUGCCUGCCCAACCCAGACAUCCUACCAGAGGGGCCAUGGGGCAUGGACGGCCCCCCACCAUACUCCCCUGUGGAUAUGGAGCAAACGCUGCUGGACUCCUGUCAGAAGCCCGCGUGUUACGAGAAGACAGUCACACUAACCAAGGAGCCGUACGACUCCCUGGGCAUGACGGUGGCGGGCGGCAUGUCCAGCCGAGGAUGGGACCUUCCCAUCUACGUCACAAACGUGGACCCCGACGGCGUGGUGGGACAGGAGGGAUCCAUCCGCAAAGGUGACAUUUUGCUGAAUGUGAACGGCAUGGAUUUGACGGGGGUGACGCGAGGCGAGGCGGUGGCCAACCUCAAGAACACUUCCUCUCCCGUCGUGCUCAAGGUCCUGGAGAUGCGUCCGCCCGACGACAACCCGCCGGAGUUCACGCUGCCGCCGUGUCUCACGCCGUCGCCCACAGACAGCACCAAGAGCCCGCUGCCCAACGACGAUUACUCCCCGCUGUGGGUCUCGUGGCUGCAGGUACCCAGACAUCUCUACUGCUGCAAAGACAUCGUUCUGCGGCGGAGCACGUCGGGCAGCCUGGGCUUCAGCAUUGUGGGAGGCCAGGAGGAGGUCAACUGCAAUCAAUCGUUUUUUAUCCGCUCCAUUGUCGAGGGGACGCCGGCCUACAAUGAUGGCAGGAUAAGAUGCGGGGAUAUCCUGCUGGAGGUGAACGGGAAGAGCACGUGGGGGAUGACGCACACGGCACUGGUUCGCCUCCUGAAGGAGCUCCGGGGCAGAAUCACCCUGACCAUCGUGUCUUGGCCGGGCAGCCUGCUGUAAACGGCACUCCCAAGCCAUCCGGAACCGCUUUUUAUCGACACUGACCGAGGAAUGUGGAAGGCAGAGAGCUUUGGACCGGCCGACCACCCUAAGCUCGCUGUGUGGGAAGAGAAGCUCAGGACGGCCGCGCGGACGCCUCGCCGCAGACGGGCUGCUGGGGGGCUUUGCCAGGACUUUGCAGGAGAUGCAGAUAAGAGAGACUGGAUCGUGACCAGAAGGUUGACUUGCCCCCCGCAGUCCCCACGGAAAUCCUGAACCGGAACAGAUCCGGACCGGACGCCGGACUCUUGUCUUGCUUAGAGGACACUGAACAGCGUCCAGUGAGUCGGGUGGGAGGACAGAAAGGAGACACGACUCGUUGCCAAUUUCAAUAGAUAUAUAUUAGGAUAAUGCGUUAAGCUGGACUCACAUUUCUUUACGUAAAAUGUUUGGUGUCUAAAAAAAAAAGAAAAAAAAAAAAGAA